AUGAAGGGACUUGUCAGAUUGAGAUUAGCCCGCAUGGGAAGAAAACAUCAGCCAUUAUACAAUAUCGUGGUGAGCCACAAAAGAACGCGCAGAGAUGGAAAACCAAUCGAAGUGAUAGGGACUUAUGAUCCAAGACCUAGUCCGCUUACUCCUACGCAACAAUCGGAGGGAGUGAUACCAGUAAAAGACGUGAAGCUAGACUUCCAAAGAUCAAAGUACUGGAUUUCAGUGGGCGCGCAGCCAACUAAAACUGUUGAGGAUUUACUUAAGAAAGCUGGCAUUCUUUACCCAGAGUGGCCAUCUCCCGCCAGAAAUGCAAAGGUGACACCUCGCGCGGAAAUUCCACUAGAAGGUAAGAAGUUCGCCUAA
Ogataea parapolymorpha DL-1 is the source of this 369-nucleotide messenger RNA. RefSeq names its product 37S ribosomal protein S16, mitochondrial. The record is from RefSeq and is a predicted model, not a curated record. Gene Ontology annotation, cellular component: mitochondrial small ribosomal subunit; ribosome. Gene Ontology annotation, biological process: mitochondrial translation. NCBI's taxonomy places the organism in Eukaryota, Fungi, Ascomycota, Pichiomycetes, Pichiales, Pichiaceae. Bases 1 to 369 code for a protein of 122 amino acids. Gene Ontology annotation, molecular function: structural constituent of ribosome. The transcript has a single exon.